AUGCCUUCUUCGCACCGUCAUAGUCUGGGUGGAGAAAAGGAUGGCGUACCUCCUCACCUGCUGGACGAAACUCCGAUUGCGCGAGGCGUGCAUUCCCCAUCCAACAGCGACGAUGAGGAGCACGCUGUGAGACGUGGCUCUCGCAAGCAAUCCGUCGUGGCAUCUCUCAAGGCUAAUUAUGGACUGGCCGAAACACCUAGCUAUCCCGGCAGCGUUCAAGUGGGAUAUGAUAGCACCCAUCGGAAGUUGAAGCCCCGACAUAUUCAACUGAUAGGUAUUGGGGGGACGAUUGGCACGGCUCUGUACGUGCAGAUUGGGCGAGGAUUGCUCAAUGGAGGGCCUGGGAGUUUGUUUCUGGCCUUUACCAUCUGGUAA
Messenger RNA from Fonsecaea monophora, 375 nucleotides. RefSeq lists its product as hypothetical. Gene Ontology annotation, molecular function: amino acid transmembrane transporter activity. Lineage: Eukaryota; Fungi; Ascomycota; Eurotiomycetes; Chaetothyriales; Herpotrichiellaceae. Gene Ontology annotation, biological process: amino acid transmembrane transport. The record is from RefSeq and is a predicted model, not a curated record. Bases 1 to 375 code for a protein of 124 amino acids. The transcript has a single exon.